AUGGACAACAGAUCGGUGAAGACAGAAGGCCUUCUGUGCUCCUGCUUUUCCAUGGACACCGGCGACCAAUCUGAUCUCUGCUUUCCACAGCAGGCCAACACUUCCUGCAGGAAGCCCUCAUCUGAUCGGUCUGAAGGUGUUCUUUUCAGUGUCCUGCUGUCCGCUGAAUGCGUCCUCACUGUGCUGCUCAACCUGCUCGUCAUCAUCUCUAUCUCCCACUUCAGGCAACUCCAUACCCCCACCAACCUCCUCCUCCUCUCCCUCGCCUUUUCUGACUUUCUGGUGGGCUUGGUGGGAGUACCAGGUUCAGUCUACAUGAGGAUAUCCUGCUGGUUUCUCGGUGACAUUGCCUGUUCUCUGUGGAGUUACACGACUUUCGUGGCAGCAUCCUCCUCGGUCGGAAACAUGGUCUUUAUAUCGGCUGACCGAUACGUGGCUAUAUGUGAUCCUCUGCAUUAUAAUGUCAAAGUCACUGUGAAAAGAAUUCAACUUUGUGUUUGUCUUUCUUGGGUGGCAGCUCUUCUCCACUGUGGCAUCAUUUUAAACGAUCACUUAAGUCAUCCUAGAAUGUACAACUCAUGCCACGGACAAUGCGUCAUCGGUUUUGAGGUUUACGCAGGCAUUCUGGACCUCGUUGUAAACUUUGUCCUUCCUCUCAGCAUCAUCAUCACACUGUACAUGAGAGUGUUUGUGGUCGCAGUUUCUCAGGCACGAGCCAUGCGCUCUCAUGUUAAAUGUGUCAAAUUACAACAUUCUGCCCCUUUCAGAGCAAAGUCAUCCGAGUUGAAGGCAGCCAGGACUAUCGGUGUUCUCGUUUUGGUCUUUCUGGUGUGUUUCUGUCCGUAUUAUAUUGUCAGUCUGAUGGCUGAUAAUGACAAAUUUGGUUCCGGGAAGAAAUUUGUUAUUUAUUUGUAUGAUGUCAACUCGUGUGUGAACCCCUUAAUAUACGCCCUAUUUUACCCCUGGUUUAGAAAAGCUGUCAAGCACAUUGUCACUCUUCGCAUUCUGCAGCCUUCCUCCCGUGAGGCCAACAUACUGUAG
Molecule: messenger RNA, 1041 nt
Organism: Syngnathoides biaculeatus (alligator pipefish)
Lineage: Eukaryota; Metazoa; Chordata; Actinopteri; Syngnathiformes; Syngnathidae
Product: trace amine-associated receptor 13c-like
Exons: 2
Coding region: 1-1041 (346 amino acids)
Biological process (GO): G protein-coupled receptor signaling pathway
Cellular component (GO): membrane
Molecular function (GO): trace-amine receptor activity
Source: RefSeq, a predicted model, not a curated record